AUGGCUUCCGUGGGUGAGCUUCUACGUUGGGGACAGCAACAUGAUACAACUCUUGACGAACGAGUUGAAGUUUACCAGGACUCUAUCACAGGACUCUCUUUUCGAGCUCUUGAAGAAAUACCUCAUGAGAUCAAGAUUGCCACAUCUUCUCAUACGACUACCUUGUCAUACCUCAAUGCAGUCCAGAGCCUGGGCUAUUCGCGAUACAACUCACCUGAGUUUCCUCCGCAAUUCCUCGCUGAGCUUGAGGAUGAAUUUCCUCACAUUAUUGGUCACUUCUUUCUCAUGCAACAGUAUCUGAUGGAGAAAGAGUCAUUCUGGUGGCAAUAUAUCAGUUUGCUUCCUCAGCCCGACGAGCCAGAGCGUAUGCCGACACCAAUGUGGUGGUCCGCGGAAGACAUUUAUUUCCUUGCAGGGACGAACUCUGCUCCUGCCAUCGAGAAGAAGAUUGCUCUUUGGAAGUCAGAUUACGAAAAAGGCCUAGCAAAGCUGACCUCGAAUGCUGAACACUAUACCUGGGAUUUAUACAAGUGGGCAGCGACUAUCUUUGGAACCAGGAGCUUUCGUCCUUCACUCACAACCUCUUGGGCUACCAAGGGGAUGGAUGUCCUCGACACCAGCUCUUUCAACAACACCAAAGCACUUACCCAUGUUCUUAACGACCACUUCUCGAUCCUGUUUCCAAUUGUGGAUAUUGGAAACCAUAACGGCGAGAAUACAGUCCGGUGGAGUGCAGAACCCAACAAUUCUUUUAGUGUCAUCACCACAUCUCAAACUACAAAAGGUAGCCAGAUAUACAACUUCUAUGGAAUCAAGUCGAACAGCGAACUACUCGUUGGCUACGGUUUCACUCUUGAUAAAGGAGCAUUAGAUGUUGUAAAUCUUAAAAUCCAGCCACCGUCAAGCAGUACUUUGUCUGCUAAGUCAGAUUUCGAUGCUCACUCCUUGCGGCGUUCUCAAAAAUGUCAUAUUGACAUCAACUACAACCGCCAGCCAGAAGAGGAGUGGAUGUAUAACAUUCUAUCACAGCCUCCUUUGCCUGAUAGAUUACUUAGCUUUCAACUUUUGUCCCAUGGACUCAUAGAAACUCUGUCAUGCUUAGUGGCCAAUGAACGAGAACGAAGAUUCCUCUCAGCAAGCCCAGAAUACUGUCUGGAGAAAGGUAGCAAAACAUUCUCUGGUACUAUGUCGAGGAAUAUCAUUGCCGUCUAUCAUCUAUUGUACGACAAGCUACUCCACGAUGUCGAAAAGCUCCGAACCACGUCCAAGGAUCUUGGGCCACCACGUAACUCGAAUCAAGUGCUUGCCUUGGAUUAUCGCAAGAAGCAAUCUUCUGUGCUUGAGCAUGCCAUGUUCCCCUUCACAACCAUUGUUCAGACCAUUCUUCGCCACAAUGAUUUUUGCGAACAAUCUCAGCAUCUUCAUUCUCAGGCUUUGAAGAACUUUCGCUCACCUCCGUUUACUGGUGGCAACGACAUAUUGUCCCUCGAAUGUGCGUAUGACUGGCUUGGUCGUACGUACCCUGAGGUUUAUGGCCCGCUUGCCUCGUUCGUGUCUACACUUGAGGACGAACCGGUACCGCCACGCUGGGAGAUCCUUGCAAAUGACUUUGGGAACGUUUAUUGGACUGUAUGGAUUUUCGUCGUCUAUGUACUGCAAGAUCAUGGCAUCAAGAACGGAGAUUCAGGUUUGCCCUAUUCGCAACUAUGCCAAUGGUUGUCAAGAAUGCACUCGUAA
Messenger RNA from Mollisia scopiformis, 1737 nucleotides. Its product is annotated as SET domain-containing protein. The coding region runs from base 1 to 1737 and encodes 578 amino acids. Gene Ontology annotation, cellular component: nucleus. NCBI's taxonomy places the organism in Eukaryota, Fungi, Ascomycota, Leotiomycetes, Helotiales, Mollisiaceae. Gene Ontology annotation, molecular function: protein-lysine N-methyltransferase activity. Gene Ontology annotation, biological process: peptidyl-lysine monomethylation. The transcript has 4 exons. The record is from RefSeq and is a predicted model, not a curated record.